AUGGAGACGUGCCAUUCGGACCUCAGGAAAUUCUGCGAGUCGCCGCAGGUCGUGGACCUGGACCUCGUCAAGAGGCUGAUGUGGACCCUGCUUCUCGGGCUCACGUACCUGCACUCCGCCUGCGUGUGGCACCGGGACCUGAAGCCCGGAAACUGCCUGCUGACGGAGCAGUGGUCCGUCAAGAUCGCCGACUUCGGCCUCGCCCGCGCCGUCGGCCGCACCCAGCAGUUCCACCAGCGUGGCCCCGAGGGCCACGCGACGCUCUACAACCGGGAGGGCAACUCGGGCCUGCGGCGCGACCUCACGCGGCAGGUCGGCACGAGGGUGUACCGCGCGCCCGAGAUGAUCCUGCGGCAGAGGAGGUACAGCGAGAUGGUGGACGUCUGGUCGGCGGGCUGCGUCUACGGCGAGCUGCUCUGGACGGCGGCGGGCGCGGAGGGGCGUGGCCGGCGGGGGCACACGCUCUUCCACGGGGGAGCCUGCUGCCCGAGGCCGGACGAGUGCCGCGCCGCGCAGGGGUGGGACCCCUCCAAGGACCUCCUGAGCAGCGUGUUCGACCUGAUAGGUACGCCCUCGGAGGAGAGGAGGUGCAGCGGACCGAGGACGAGAGGGCCAGGGAGUACCUGCGCAGCUUCCAGCCGCGCGAGGGCCGCGGCUUCCAGGCGGAGUUUCCGCACGCGGACAAGGAUGGGGAAGGCUCCGUCGAGCUCCUGCGGCGCUCGCUGUGCUUCGACCCCGACGCGCGGCUCACGGCGCGGGAGCUGCUGCGCCACAGACCGGGAUAUUUGA
Molecule: messenger RNA, 789 nt
Organism: Prorocentrum cordatum
Lineage: Eukaryota; Dinophyceae; Prorocentrales; Prorocentraceae
Source: the annotation of a GenBank genome assembly